Molecule: messenger RNA, 1379 nt
Organism: Glycine soja
Lineage: Eukaryota; Viridiplantae; Streptophyta; Magnoliopsida; Fabales; Fabaceae
Product: transcription factor MYB41-like
Exons: 3
Coding region: 122-1264 (380 amino acids)
Source: RefSeq, a predicted model, not a curated record
CGCUCCUUUAUAUAUUGUUUCCGUGUUUUUCUCUCUUUGUGAUUUUGUGAGGCCCAAACUAACUUUAUAAGCAUUUACGUGUUUGAAAUUAAUAUUUUGUGAGCUAGCUAGCUUCUUCAUCAUGGCAAAGUCUUCUACUGAAAAGAAUGGACUGAAGAAGGGUCCAUGGACUCCAGAGGAAGAUCAGAAACUCAUCGAUUACAUUCAGAAACAUGGACAUGGGAAGUGGAGAACCCUUCCCAAAAAUGCAGGACUAAAAAGAUGUGGAAAGAGUUGUCGGCUUCGCUGGGCUAACUACUUGAGGCCCGAUAUAAAGAGAGGGAGAUUCUCAUUCGAAGAAGAAGAAGCCAUCAUUCAGUUACACAGUGUUUUGGGAAACAAGUGGUCUACAAUUGCUGCUAACUUGCCAGGAAGAACAGAUAAUGAGAUCAAGAAUUAUUGGAACACUCACAUCAAGAAAAAGCUAUUGAAGAUGGGGAUUGAUCCAGUGACUCACACACCUCGCCUUGAUGUUAUUCAACUUGCCUCCAUUCUCAACACAUCUUUAUACAAUUCAGCACCCCAAUUCAACUACCCUUCUCUUUCUGGAAUUGGAAGAUCAGUGAUAAACCCAAGCCAUAUGCUAGGUUUGCUCACUACCCUGCUAUCAUGUCAAAACAGAAAUUACAACCCUGAUGUAUUGAAUAAUAACCAACUUAGUGGUGGUAGCACUCUACUGCAAAAUCAACACCAAUGUUCCCGAAUGCAACUUGAUUCUACACAAGCCUUCCAACCAAACCAACCACAAGUCUCACUACAAGAAAACCACAUUGCUAAGUCUAAUUCUAAUCCAUUGAAUAUGGAACCCCAAGUUAUGAAAACUACAUUAGAGAAUCAAAUCACUCCAAUUGCUACCCCUUUUAGCCAACAAAACACACUACCAAAUUUGUGGCACUAUAAUACUGAAGGUCACAUAUCUGAUCUACCAACAAUGGCUCAAUCAUCAUCAGCUAUGCAAUGUUUCUCUUCUCCCAAGUUCAAUUCUAUAUACAACAAUCUCUUGGAAAAUCAGAAUUUGUGUAACAACAACGAGGGGAUGCCAAAUUUCAAUCUAAGUUCACUGUUAUCGUCCACACCCUCAUCUUCUAGCCCAAUUAGUACUUUGAAUUCGUCAUCUUCCACAACAUUUGUCAACGGAACCACUGAAGAUGAAAGGGACACUUACGGCAGCAGCAUGUUGAUGUAUAACAUUUCAAAUGGCUUGAAUGACUCUGGACUUUUGUGAUUGUACAAGUUGUGCUGCUACGUGAUUUAGUUUUUCUUUUUUCUUUUUUUGAGAUCAGUGACAUUUAAUGUCAUUAAAACAUAAAUAAUAUUAUAUAAUUAUUAUAAGAUUUUAA